AUGAGUAACACCUAUAUGGAGGAAUGGAUGGUGACAGUUGGGAAACAACUGUCACUUCAGAUCAACUCAGGAAAUGGUGCUCUUGCAGAACAUUCUGAAAAUGUGCAUAUUUCAGGAGUGUCAACUGCUUGUGGAGAGACUCCAGAACAAAUUAGAGGACCAAGUGGGAUAAUCACAAGCCCUGGGUGGCCUUUUGAAUAUCCUGCCAGAAUCAACUGUAGCUGGUAUAUACGGGCAAACCCAGGGGAAAUCAUUACUAUAAGUUUUCAGGAUUUUGAUAUUCAGGGAUCAAGACGAUGCAAUUUGGACUGGUUGACAAUAGAAACCUUCAAAAAUGUUGAAAGUUAUAGAGCCUGUGGCUCCACUAUUCCACCACCAUAUAUUUCAUCACAGGACCAUGUUUGGAUCAAAUUUCAUUCUGACGACAGCAUCUCUAGGAAAGGUUUCAGGCUGGCAUAUUUUUCAGGAAAAUCUGAUGAACCAAAUUGUGCAUGUGAUCAAUUUCGUUGUGGUAAUGGAAAAUGCAUUCCCGAAACCUGGAAAUGUAAUAAUAUGGAUGAGUGUGGAGACAAUUCUGAUGAAGAGAUAUGUGCCAAAGAAGCUGAUCCUCCAACAGCUUCCUCUUUUCAACCCUGUGCUUACAACCAAUUCCAAUGCCUAUCUCGAUUUACCAAAGUUUACACUUGUCUUCCUGAAUCCUUAAAAUGUGAUGGAAACAUUGACUGUCUUGACCUAGGAGAUGAAAUAGACUGUGAUGUACAGACAUGUGGACAGUGGUUAAAAUACUUUUAUGGUACUUUUAAUUCUCCUAAUUAUCCAGACUUUUAUCCUCCAGGAAGCAAUUGUACCUGGUUAAUAGACACUGGUGAUCAUCGCAAAGUAAUUUUGCGCUUCACUGACUUUAAGCUCGAUGGUACUGGUUAUGGUGAUUAUGUCAAAAUAUAUGAUGGAUUAGAAGAAAAUCCACACAAGCUUUUACGUGUAUUAACUGCUUUUGACUCUCAUGCACCUCUUACAGUUGUUUCUUCUUCUGGACAGAUAAGAGUGCAUUUUUGUGCUGAUAAAGUGAAUGCUGCCAGGGGUUUUAAUGCUACCUAUCAAGUCGAUGGCUUCUGUUUGCCUUGGGAAAUACCCUGUGGGGGUAACUGGGGUUGUUAUACUGAGCAGCAACGUUGUGAUGGGUACUGGCAUUGCCCAAAUGGGAGGGAUGAAAUCAACUGUACCAUGUGCCAAAAGGAGGAAUUUCCCUGUUCAAGAAAUGGUGUCUGUUACCCUCGUUCUGACCGCUGCAAUUACCAGAAUCACUGCCCUAAUGGCUCCGAUGAAAAAAACUGCUUUUUUUGCCAACCAGGAAAUUUUCAUUGCAAAAAUAACCGAUGUGUAUUUGAAAGCUGGGUAUGUGAUUCUCAAGAUGACUGUGGUGAUGGCAGUGAUGAGGAGAACUGCCCAGUAAUUGUGCCUACCAGAGUUAUAACAGCAGCAGUCAUAGGGAGUCUCAUCUGUGGACUAUUACUCGUCAUUGCAUUGGGGUGUACUUGUAAACUGUAUUCUUUAAGGAUGUUUGAACGAAGAUCAUUUGAAACACAGUUGUCAAGAGUUGAAGCAGAAUUAUUAAGAAGAGAAGCUCCUCCUUCUUAUGGACAAUUGAUAGCCCAAGGAUUGAUUCCACCAGUUGAAGAUUUCCCUGUUUGUUCACCUAACCAGGCUUCAGUUUUGGAAAACCUAAGGCUAGCUGUGCGAUCUCAACUUGGAUUUACCUCAAUCAGGCUCCCAAUAGCAGGCAGAUCCAGCAAUAUUUGGAAUCGUAUUUUUAAUUUUGCAAGAUCACGUCAUUCAGGAUCGCUCGCUCUAGUGUCAGCAGAUGGAGAUGAUGUUCCUACUCAAAAUUCUAGUAGAGAACCUGAAAGAAAUACUGCUCAUAGAAACCUAUUUUCCGUUGAGUCUGAUGACACAGACACAGAGAAUGAGAGGAGAGACACUGCUGGAGCAGUUGGUGGAGUUGCAGCCCCUUUACCUCAGAAAGUCGCUCCCACGACAGCCAUUGAGGCAACAGUAGGAGCAUGUGGAAGUUCCUCAAGUCAGAAUACCCGCAGUGGUAAUACAGAUAAUGGAAGGGAAGUGUCCAGUGUGGAACCUCCAAGCGUGAGCCCAGCUCGUCACCAGCUCACUAGUGCACUGAGUCGAGUGACUCAAGGUUUACGUUGGGUACGCUUUACAUUAGGGAGAUCAAGCUCUGUCAAUCAGAACCAGAGUCCUUUGAGACAGCUUGAUAAUGGGGUGAGUGGGAGAGAAGAAGAUGAUGAUGUUGAAAUGCUAAUUCCUGUUUCUGAUGUAGCUUCAGACUUUGAUGUGAAUGACUGUUCCAGACCUCUUCUUGAUCUUGCUUCAGAUCAAGGACAAGGGCUUAGACAACCGUACAGUGCAGCACACCAUGGAGUAAGGCCAUGUAAUCGAGAUGGCCCUUGUGAGCGCUGUGGUAUUGUUCACACUGCCCAGAUACCCGACUCCUGCUUAGAACCAACACUAAAAAGUGAAACUAGUGAUGAUGAGGCUUUGUUACUUUGUUAGGUACAGUUUGAAUAGGGGAGAUUGUAUACAAGUUGGAGCAAUAUCCAGUCAUUGUUUUGUACUUUAUAAUUAAGAAAACUAGUUUUAGUUUAAAAAAA
Gracilinanus agilis (Agile Gracile Mouse Opossum) is the source of this 2666-nucleotide messenger RNA. It is a transcript of the gene LRP12, whose product is annotated as LDL receptor related protein 12. Lineage: Eukaryota; Metazoa; Chordata; Mammalia; Didelphimorphia; Didelphidae. Gene Ontology annotation, cellular component: microtubule; cilium. Gene Ontology annotation, biological process: cilium assembly. The transcript is spliced from 7 exons. The coding region runs from base 1 to 2568 and encodes 855 amino acids. The record is from RefSeq and is a predicted model, not a curated record. Gene Ontology annotation, molecular function: microtubule binding.